Molecule: messenger RNA, 519 nt
Organism: Aplysia californica (California sea hare)
Lineage: Eukaryota; Metazoa; Mollusca; Gastropoda; Aplysiida; Aplysiidae
Product: U6 snRNA-associated Sm-like protein LSm6
Exons: 4
Coding region: 137-373 (78 amino acids)
Biological process (GO): mRNA splicing, via spliceosome; maturation of SSU-rRNA
Cellular component (GO): nucleolus; P-body; U4/U6 x U5 tri-snRNP complex
Molecular function (GO): RNA binding
Source: RefSeq, a predicted model, not a curated record
UUCCGGCUUCCGGUUGCUCAGCACGACAGCACGAAACGAAAACGCAAGUAAAACUAGGACUACUAGCCUACACACGAUACGGACAGUCCCGCUUUCGAUCGCAACUGACUGUAUUGACAGAUCUUGAUAAAGCAAAAUGAGUCGCAGACAGACACCUAGUGAAUUUCUCAAUCAAAUCCGUGGACGACCAGUGAUGGUGAAAUUGAAUUCAGGGGUAGAUUACAGAGGUGUAUUGUCCUGUUUAGAUGGCUACAUGAACAUUGCUUUGGAACAGACAGAGGAAUAUGUUAAUGGCCAGCUCAAGAACAAAUAUGGCGAUGCAUUUAUUAGAGGAAACAAUGUGUUGUACAUAAGUACGCAGAAAAGGAGAUGAUGGAGUUCCUUUUGCAUCAAGAACUCACCUAUUCAUUGUGAACUUCGGUAUCAGUUUCAGAAAAUUGCUCUGAAUCAUCAGUUCCUUCAAGUAUCAGUGUUCUGUACAAGUAAAUUUUUGCUUACAAUAAACUCAGUCUUAGUUUA